AUGAAUGGAAACCAUAUAUGUUCAGCGCUCAAGCUGUACAAUUACUUAUUCGAUUCCCAGGAAGAUGUAUACAGACUGGUUUGUGCUGGUAUUAAUAAUCAUUUUGGAACUGGCUAUGAAGCUGAAGAUGUGUUAUUUGUAUUGGAUACCAUAAAUGGAAAUGACGACUUAAAACAACGAUUUUAUACAGCUACAGCUGAAGAAAUAAUCGAAUCAUUUAAUGCCAAUAACGAUAUCGUAACAUCAAUGGAACUAGUAAAUUUAAUUCCCUUUGUCGCUGUUUGUAUUCAAGAAAAGUGUAAUUCUCAGCCAUUACCGACAUAUAAACUACACCAGAUUGUUACAUUAAUGCAACGUGAUUUUUCCUCUUCAUGCGGUAUAUAUUAUUCUACAUGCAAUGAAUGUAAAACGCGUUAUUUUCCAACAUUUUAUGAGUUAAACGGCUCAAAAAUGAAAUUUAUUACAUUUGACUCCAUCAGAAAAAAAACGCAAUCUACCAAACAAGUGGAUACACGGUAUUGUCCAAACCAUCAAACGGAACAACAACGAAAAGAAACAUCACAAGCGGACAGGAAUUCAAACAAAUUGAUAAAUAUAUCAAAUGAUGAAAAAGUACAAGCGCAGAAAAUGACAGUAAUAUCACAUGAAAAUUUGAAUGAAAGUUCGAUGACAAAUGAACCAAAACUAGAAGACAUUGAAUGUGAAAUAUUUCGCAGUGAUUAUGAAACUCAUCCAAAGCCUAGUUAUAGAUUUCUUACCUCAUUUCAUAAUUGCAAUGUUAUUAUUGGAUUUGACGAAUCAGCAAGAGGAGAGCGCAGUAAGUAA
Molecule: messenger RNA, 825 nt
Organism: Didymodactylos carnosus
Lineage: Eukaryota; Metazoa; Rotifera; Eurotatoria; Philodinida; Philodinidae
Source: the annotation of a GenBank genome assembly